AUGCAAUUUGAUGAUUAUGUAAGUUAGCUAGAGGGAUAACUCGGGACCUGGUGUGACUCGUGAAAUUUCAAUGGGAGUGAAGCUAGUUCGCUAGCCCAGCUAGCUGGUUAGCUACACUGCACUGCUAGGCCCGUGUGAACAGCAUCGGUCAGUUCACUAAAUAGCUACAUGUUAACGAGGGUAUGAAAUCAGUUUGAUCCCUUACUGAAGGCUGUGUUCUGCCAACGAGGACGUGCCGUAGCCCUGUUGGACUAAACCUAAUGUAUGGCUCUAAUAAAUAGGUUACAGAUCAGAGGGCCUUUCAGUGUCCAGAAAGCCUUGAGGAAUGACGUUUCUGACUGCUGUACCUCCUGAAUAAACUGCUGGAUGUCCUCUCAUAGCAGCUACAAUCAGCUUGUUUCCCUUGCAGCCUAUGCUCCUCCAUAAAGCCAUCGCAUCUGCUUUCAUCAACGCCACCUCUCAUCUACUGCUUGGAGGAAACCUCCAAGGUGCUCCUGGGAAUAUCCUGUGUAGAAUAUGUCCGGUCCUGUCUCAAGCCGUUCUCGAGUUUACCCUGAUGUAAACACACAGAGACCCAGAGAGUACUGGGACUAUGAGUCCCAUGUCGUUGAGUGGGGCAAUCAAGAUGAUUACCAGCUUGUGCGAAAGCUGGGACGGGGGAAAUACAGUGAAGUGUUUGAAGCCAUAAACAUCACAAACAAUGAGAAAGUUGUGGUCAAAAUACUAAAGCCUGUGAAAAAGAAGAAAAUCAAGCGAGAAAUCAAAAUUCUGGAGAACUUGAGAGGAGGCCCCAAUAUUAUAACGCUUUUAGACAUUGUCAAGGAUCCUGUGUCACGAACGCCUGCAUUGGUUUUUGAGCAUGUUAACAACACAGACUUCAAGCAAUUGUAUCAAACAUUAUCGGAUUAUGACAUUCGCUUCUACAUGUAUGAAAUUCUGAAGGCUCUAGACUACUGUCACAGCAUGGGCAUUAUGCACAGGGAUGUCAAACCACACAAUGUCAUGAUUGAUCAUGAGCACAGAAAGCUUCGUCUGAUAGACUGGGGCUUGGCAGAGUUCUACCACCCAAACCAGGAGUACAAUGUGCGAGUCGCUUCCAGGUACUUCAAAGGCCCGGAACUGCUGGUGGACUACCAGAUGUAUGACUACAGUUUGGACAUGUGGAGUUUGGGUUGCAUGCUGGCCAGUAUGAUCUUCAGGAAGGAACCAUUUUUCCAUGGACAUGACAAUUACGACCAGCUUGUACGAAUCGCCAAAGUCCUGGGCACAGAAGACUUAUAUGACUAUAUUGAUAAAUACAACAUUGAACUGGACCCACGUUUCAAUGACAUUUUGGGCAGGCACUCACGUAAGAGAUGGGAGCGUUUUGUGCACAGUGAAAACCAGCACCUAGUGAGCACUGAGGCUCUGGACUUCCUAGACAAGCUGCUACGUUAUGACCACCAGGCUCGCCUCACUGCCCGCGAGGCCAUGGAUCACCCCUACUUCUAUCCUAUUGUGAAGGACCAGGGCAGAGGAGCGCCCCCUGCAGGAAUGGCUGCCGGCUCUACUCCUGUCAGCUCCUCUAGCAUGAUGGCAGGUAUCACCUCCAUGGCAGCCAGCACGCAGCCCAUAGCCAACAUUGCAGCUGGCUCUCCUGUCAUCUCUGCCCCUAACACGCUGGCUACACAAGUACCCGCUGCCGCGGGAGCCCAACCUUGAACCUCUUUUUCUCCUUCUUCCUCUCUCUUAUUCUUCCUGUUCUCUUAUUCUCUCUCUAUUCUUUCCUCUUCUUUUUGUUUCCAUUGGCAAUGUGGACAGAGCCGCUGACUUCAUUUUUUUGUUAUUAUUAUGUUGACAGUAACGCAGAACUAAUGCUAAGUUACCCUUUUCCUCUACUCUUCAGUUCUGUUGUAUAGGGACAUGGACUCCCAUUAUCUUUUAGCACCCGCCUGGGCGAGUUAUAAUAGGCAUAUGGGUGCGAUUUCUCUCUUAUCACCGUGACUGUCUAGAAACACAUACACAUGUAGACCUGAAGAAGGAAAAUAAAAUUUAUUUUAUAUGUCCCUCAAGUAUUCUUGUGCUUGAAAAACAAUUCUUUGACCUACUUGUUCCCGUUUGGUUGUGUUUUUGUGGGGGGGACUCAGCAUUUUACUGCUUCACCUUUGGGUGUUAUUACACUGUGAAACUUGAUUACAGACUUCACAAAACCUGAGCGGGAUGCGGACUCGUGUUCAGUGUUCACCGGGUUAAUGGUUGCACCCGUCCCGCUGCACCGUGCUGGAGAUUCAGUUGUGUUCAUGUGGACUUGGACCGGGGGCCAAAUUCAAUCAAAACUGCUAAAACAUUACUGACGGUGUGUAUUCAAUCAUUGUAUGUGUGUAUAGCAAAACUCGCUGAUCAGUAAGUAGACGCUGUUGUUUCAUUGUUGCUUUAUUGAUUAUAUGGAGAGUUGAAAGCAGGUUGAUUGGAUUUGGCUGUGGACUUAGAUACUCAAUAGUUACUUCUAGGACAUGUGGCCAAUGCUGAGUACCACAGGGUAAUUAGUAUGCCAAUUUGUGUUACUCACAGAACUGAAAAUGUCUCUCUUUUCAUUUUUUUAAUGAAGCUUCUGACAUUUGUUUAAUACCAUGAAGAAUUUUGUAAGUUUUUUUUUUUUCUCCUUGAUAGAUUAUUCAGUGAAAAAUGUCUCUCAAACUCCAUGAUUAAAUGAGUUAAACAGGCAAAAUAUCUCUUUAGCACUGCAUGUUGUUUUUACUCUGCUAUGACUAAUUGAAGAUAGCAAAUAUUUACGUUUUUGUUUAUCACUCCCCUAAAACUUCUGCUUAGAUGGGCAGAUCUUUGAGUACCUUAAUUUUGAUUUGUUUCCAAAUGGUUCUUUCUUUUGGUCUUGUCUCAGUAAAGUACUUGGUGUGAUGAGUAGUAUGUAAGGAGACUGAAAACACCCACUGCCUGUAUCAAGUGUGGAUAGUUCAAAUCUAUUAAAACAACAUUGUGAAUUGUAAAUUAAAUCAUAUAAAGUUUGCAGUAGA
Colossoma macropomum (tambaqui) is the source of this 3011-nucleotide messenger RNA. It is a transcript of the gene csnk2a1, whose product is annotated as casein kinase 2, alpha 1 polypeptide. Gene Ontology annotation, molecular function: protein serine/threonine kinase activity; ATP binding. The coding region runs from base 517 to 1701 and encodes 394 amino acids. Gene Ontology annotation, biological process: protein phosphorylation. The transcript is spliced from 15 exons. Gene Ontology annotation, cellular component: protein kinase CK2 complex; nucleus; cytosol. NCBI's taxonomy places the organism in Eukaryota, Metazoa, Chordata, Actinopteri, Characiformes, Serrasalmidae. The record is from RefSeq and is a predicted model, not a curated record.